UUGCCAUUAGUACGGAAAAUACUUUCAAACAUUAAACAACACGUUUGAUUUUUGAAUUAAAAAAGGAAACGUUUUUAAAACUUUGAAAACAAAUAAAGCGUUACAUUUUCAAUUAAAGUGUUGAAAACCUAAAAACAAUCACUUAAGAAGGUCAAUAGAUAUUAUAACACUAUGGAACGCUGGCGUGGUAAAGUAGCUGUUGUAACGGGUGCCAGUUCAGGCAUUGGUUGGGCUAUAACCCAACAUCUAUUAAAGGCCGAUAUGGUGGUUAUAGGUUUGGCACGCAAACUAAAACAUAUGGAAGACUUAAAAUCCGAAUUACCAACAGGACAACAGGAAAGAUUCUUUCCACGUGAAUGUGAUUUAACAUCAUUACCCUCCCUGCGUACAGCAUUUCAUUGGCUGGAACAAAGAUUUGCCCAACGUAUGCAUGUUUUAAUCAAUAAUGCGGGCAUGUGUGAAUUCUCACGGCUACUCGAUGCCGGCAAUGAUGAGGCCCUCAAACGUAUGAUCGAUGUUAAUCUAAUGGGUUCUAUAUACUGUACCAAAGAAGCCUAUAGGCUAAUGAAAAAGGCCAUGGCCUUUGGUGAGGAGUGUCAUGUGAUAAAUGUUAAUAGUCUGUUGGGUCAUAUGGUGCCCGAGCAUAUACCCCAGUGUGGUUUUAAUCUAUAUCCGGUUGCCAAGCAUGCCUUGAGGGCCACCAAUGAAGUGUUGCGCCGUGAAAUGUUUGAAGACAAACUAUUGCGCUUAUCGACCAUUAGUCCCGGUUUAACGGAAACCAAUUUCGGUGCUAAUAGCCCUAGACCAGAACAUUUAAGUAAUAUGCCCGAAUGUGCUGAAAUACUAAAACCCGAUGAUGUGGCCCGGGGUGUGACUUUCAUAUUGGGCUCCCCACUACAUGUUACCAUUGCCGAAUUGUUAAUGGUGCCAACGGCUGAAAAAUAUUAGUUUAAGAUUUUUUGCAGAAUUUUUUGUUUUUAAACAAGUUAUAAAAUACAUAUUUUCUAUUUAAUUCAAUAAAAUGUAAACGAAAUUUACAAGAU
Lucilia cuprina (Australian sheep blowfly) is the source of this 1043-nucleotide messenger RNA. Its product is annotated as farnesol dehydrogenase-like. The transcript has 2 exons. The coding region runs from base 172 to 948 and encodes 258 amino acids. The record is from RefSeq and is a predicted model, not a curated record. NCBI's taxonomy places the organism in Eukaryota, Metazoa, Arthropoda, Insecta, Diptera, Calliphoridae.